Cutaneotrichosporon cavernicola is the source of this 792-nucleotide messenger RNA. RefSeq lists its product as uncharacterized. NCBI's taxonomy places the organism in Eukaryota, Fungi, Basidiomycota, Tremellomycetes, Trichosporonales, Trichosporonaceae. The transcript has 3 exons. The record is from RefSeq and is a predicted model, not a curated record. The coding region runs from base 1 to 792 and encodes 263 amino acids.
AUGCAUCCCCACAUCCACACCUUCCUCCCAUCGUCGUCACCAGACAUUUCCCUUGAAUGCCGGAUCUACCUCCCCUCCGCAGUCACGUCCACCUCCCUCGGCCCGUCCCUGUCAAUGGAGGCGGACUCUGAGCCCAUCCCGUUGGAGAGGAUAGACAAGGCGGCACUGCGCGACUGGGGCAUCAAUCGGCUGAUCACGGCAGCACAUCCUUGGGCGCGGCUGGGAGGGAACAUGCUCUUUCCUGUAAUCGCUCACCAUCUCCCUCGCGCAGUAUACGAUGCCAACUGCCCUGCCGCCAUCGCCACCUUCAACGUCCGCGGCGUCGGUCUCUCCGAAGGAUCCCAACCAUGGCCUGGAUGGGGCAUCGGUAGCGACGGGGAGGACUUUGGCGCCGUCGAGCGUGCAGUGCUUGGUCUGCUUGGCGACGUGGCGGUGUACCGGCUUGGAUACUCGUACGGAACUAACCUCGUGCUCAGCGCACCGCCACCAAAUCUGCGCCGCACGAUGCUCGUUUCACCAGCCCCGACGCUCUUCAAAGCGAUGACCGUCAUGUGCGGCCCCACUUUCCAACAAAGUUUGGAUGCCGCGCUCAACGCCGCACCAGACGGGGAGACGAUUUGGGCCGUGUAUGGCACGUCGGACGAGUUUACGGGCGUCUCGACGCUCCGUGCGCUGGGAGGGAGAAGGGCCGAUCUGAUCCACAAGGUGGAGAUUGAGGGGUGUGGGCACUUCUACGCGCGAGGUGAGGACGGACGGUCCCUGCGUUCAGCUAUCGAGGAGUGGAUCGCAUAG